This is a messenger RNA of Rhipicephalus microplus (southern cattle tick), 6598 nucleotides long. Its product is annotated as putative diacylglycerol O-acyltransferase Mb3761c. Gene Ontology annotation, molecular function: diacylglycerol O-acyltransferase activity. Gene Ontology annotation, cellular component: plasma membrane. The record is from RefSeq and is a predicted model, not a curated record. Gene Ontology annotation, biological process: triglyceride biosynthetic process. Lineage: Eukaryota; Metazoa; Arthropoda; Arachnida; Ixodida; Ixodidae.
UGACGUCCCCGUCCGGCCCCUGCGGCCGCUUGGAUGCGGAAUACCGGAGUACAAACUCGUCCUGCCAGCGCGUCAGCAGCGAGGAAAGUGAUGUCGAUAGCGAUUCCAAGUCCGUCGUGGGUGUCCCGAGUCCUCCUCUUGUAGCGGCCACCCCCAUGGCACUGUCGGACGGCCGGUGACCCAGCCGGUGAUCUGCAUCGCCCGCCGGCGAGCGACGCAUGGAGGACGGCCGGCCGCCGCCGUACUCGAGCCGCGGUUCCGUCGCCGAUCACCGACAGGUGAUCAUUGACUUGGACCAGGGUGCAAUAGGUGCUGGUGUAGGCGGCAGGACGUGCAAGUCAGUGCCGUCGCAACAGCCGCUACAGCAGCAGCAGCAGCAGCAGUCGCAGCAACAAACCGAGCCGCCGGUGGUGACUCCACGCUACAUGCGGAGCGCACCGAUCAAGCUUCUCACCCAUCCCGUAGAUAGAAACCUCACCUGGUACUUUGUGGCCUCCAUCGCAUUCGUCUCCGUCUGCGCCAUCAUUGGUCUUCCGCUGGUGCUGCUGCUGCUGUCGCUCCUCCCGGUGGCCGUGGUGCUGCGUCACGCGGGUACCUCCUGUGCCUCGGCCAGGGAGGGAGUGCUGUGCGAGGAUGACAAGCGGUUCGUGUCGCCCAUGGACACGUACUGGCUGCACGACACCGAGUUCAACUUCCACGUGGCCCACUGCGUGCUUUACCUGGAGCCGGGACUCACCGCCUCUCUGCUCAGCCAGCUCAUCGUCGAGCGCAUCCUGGAUAAGACGAACGACGAAGGGAAGCGCAUCUUUCGAAGGUUCACGCGAAAGGUGAUCCCCGUCGUGGGCGGAUUCACGUGGGUCGAGGACGACUCGUUCCGCAUCGAGAACCACGUCCUGGAAGACAACCGCGCUGUCAAGGACAGUGCCCAGCUGCGUCACUACUUGAUGGCGCUCAUGUCGCGCGGCAUGAACGUCAACCGGCCGCUGUGGGACGUCCACGUGUUGCCAAACUACGAUAGGGGCCGUGAGACCGUGCUCAUCGCCAGAGUGCACCAGGUGAUCAGCGACGGUGUGUCGUUGAUGAUGCUGUUCUGCAACCACCUCUGCGACCCGGGUCCGAGUCUGAAGCUGAAGCCUCGCUUCGGAGGUUCCAGCUUUCCGCUGAACGUGUGCCGGGCGCUGGUCGUCGGUCCCCUCACGUUCCUCAUCUCGUGGCUCCUGCUUACUAAGCGCGACUUCAACUACCUCAAGAGGGGCUCCAAGCCGCCAGGCCGCCAGAGGGUCAUCGCGUGGACGGCUGGAAACAUACGCCUGUCGCAGGUGUACCGCAUCAAGCAAAUCACGCGGAGCACCUUCAACGACGUCCUCAUGACGGCCAUGUCGGGAUCGCUUCGCAGCUUCUUCAAGAGGCGCGGCGUCGUCAAUCCUCCGGACAUUAAGCUGUGUGUCCUCGCUGUAGACCUGCGGUACGAGCCGGCAACCGGUGAGCCCGUCCCCGAGUUGGGCACCCAACUGAGCAGUGCUCUGGUGCCUCCCACUAACACCGAGGGCGCCAUACCGCGCCUUUGGGAAGUGCGGCAGGCCAUGGACGAGCUCAAGAACUCCCCAGACCCUGUGGUGCUGUACGGGGCAGCCAACAUCCUGUUCACUCUGCUGCCCUGCCGGCUGGCACACUGGUUCAUGGGCAUGUGGCACCGCAAACCGUCGGCGGUGUUCUGCAACGUGCCGGGCCCCGAGGAGCCCGUCGUGCUCGGCAUGACCCGCGUCAAGAGUGCGGUCGCCUGGGCGGGAUGGACGCCCGAGGUCCCGUUGGCCGUCACCAUCACGUCCUACGCAGGUGCCUUCAACGUGGCCGUCUCUUCACAGAUGGACAUCGUGCCCGAUCCCGACGAGAUCAUCAGGGAGUUCGCCAAUCAGUUGGACCACCUGUCCGACCUACUGUCUAGGCGAAGGAUCCCUGGAGAGCACAGGCGUCGUUCCAGUUACACGGCUGAGCGUCGGAAUCAGGAGAUCGCCAGGCCUCCCUUGCACGAGUUACAACAAAAACUUCAGAGUGUCCAGGACGAGUUGCAGCGAGUUCGGCACGCACUGGAUGAACUACGCGUCCGGAGCAUCGCGACGCCCGCAAGUGGCGAUGGCGUCGCUCCUUUCGGCGAUCUGCCCCCCGCGUCGGAACCGGAAGAAGGCCCUCUGGCAGCACAGCUCCCGCGCUCACCUGCGCCGCCAGUGACGACACCGGAGGAAGAGGAGCGGGAGCGGCUGGAAGCGCGACUGGGCGAGCUCCAGGAGGAGUUCUCCGAGCUUCUCAUAGGACUCCGCAGGCGCAAGUCGGUCGCUGACAACGUGCUUCUGGACACCAACAUCGAGGAAGACGAUGACCUGGAUGGCGAGCUACGCCGGCCUCAGAGACGCCGUGCCCUGUCCGUCACGGUGCGACGGGCGAGCCUGCAAGCAGUGGUGUCCACCACGCGGCCGCUGACCACUGGAUCAUCGCCCGUGUUCAGGUCGGCUGACCCGAGCCCUGGGGCACCGGAGACCAGGUCCUUUCUAGGGGUCACUAUCAGGGACGACUGACUAAGGCCACACCGCACGGGCCACCCAGCGGCCAAUGGCCGCUUUCCGAGGGAGACGUGCGCAAACCUGGAGCAUGGAGUACUGGGACACCUGUUCCUGCGGCAGAUACCGCCGUACCGCCUGGUGCCGGACGCGGCGUCGGCCAUCUCCAACUUCCUCUCCACGCGACUCCGCCUCGGAUCGACGCCACGUCGCGUGGCCGUCGGUGACCCCUGCAGUGAGGGCGACAAGCAGCAGUCGGAAGAGGGCGCGCUGCUGCGCGCCGAACCUCGAUACGGAUACUUCUACUUCCCCGACGACGUGUUGUGCGUCGUGCCCGUGCACUUUGUGUCGCCGCCCAGGGGAGGAUUCUUCCUGCCCAGGAGCAUACACACCAACAAAGGAAGCAACGCCGUCAUUGACUUAUCGCCCGCAAUGCCGUGGACGGUUCAUCGCUAGUCACUUCUUGUUUUUAUACUGGGCCAUCCUCACUUGCCGUUGGGCAUUUGACCGACAUUGUGGAGUAGUCACCGAAACGUGACUUCACGGAGAUCGAGUUGAGGUCUUCGUGGGUACCGUUGAGUUCGUGCAUUGUUUCAGUCCUGCAAGCAGAAAGAGGUCAUACCACCUAAGCCCUCAUUCCUCUACCGACUCGUGCAUAGUUUACCAUCUGAUCGGUCAGACUUAUUACAUACGUCCCUAAUGAUGAUGGUGAUGAUUGUGGACAUGACGACAGUAUCGGGACAGGCGUGAUCAAUUGCAUAUGGAUUGUUCCACAAGAGAAGGUUUGUGAGUGCGAUUCCUGAACUUUUUGUGUACUCAAUGUGAUGCCGAAGCGUCCUCUAAUACGACGCCGUAAAGUAGGUAGUCUUAUUGAACACGCUUCUCUGCUGAUAGCGAAGUAAGGAGAUUGUUGACGCGAGGAAUCAGGCUGUUUCCCUGAAAGUUGCGCGAAGUGCUUUCUCCUGUUUUGUUAAUUGUAAUUUUGAGCAGUGUUGUUCUCAGCUCUGAGCGUACAUGUCAUCUGAUGAGGCAAACCUCCUAUGUCACCUGGAGAUGCUGAGACACGAAGCACUAUAUAUAAUUCCUGCCGUGCAUGCGUACGAAGAGAAGUACUUAGGAUCAAUGCAAGAGUAUUUGCGAAUAAUGUAGCAGGUCCCUCCCCUAAUUAAUAGUGUUUGGCCUAAUGCAAAUGAUAGCGCAAAGAAAAUGUGUUGUAGGAGCGUCAAAGUUUCUUAUACUGCGACAUUGAUAAAGACUCUAAUACACAAGUGCGUGUGCGUUAAUAAGCUGCAACUAGGUUUUCAGAUCCCACAGUCAAUAACUUUUGACGCCAUCGUUCAUUAGUAACCACUGAAUCUGUCGAUACUGCUCAUAUCUACUGUAUGCUACUGACUGCACGUUUGAAGGAACGAAAUCCCAACCGUGAAAUUUUGAUACGCGUCCCUUAAUAUUUAUUGUAACUGAUCAUCUACUCUGGCUUGUCAUGUGGGGGGGUAGAUGUUGUUUGAUUAUGUCUAUUUAAGAAACACCAUUGAAGUAUAGGUGUUCUGUACGCUGCACGCAUCUAGGUUUAGAUAUUGCGAUAUUACCGGUAUCAUACGGACGCAUCACUUUGUGCGUCAGGAAAUCAGGUACAUAGAUAUUCUGUCGAAUGGAUGUGUAUGGCAAGCCAAGCCUUAGAUAGAAAGAGCAGUAGGCAGUUUCUUUUAAAUUGCUGUGAAUAGCGCAGCUAGGAACUUUUUGCAGGCUUCCACAAGGCACUUCAAAGUGAAAACAUCUUUUCAUACACAUGCAUGUUCAUCUGCGGUCUCAUUCUGCCUGAACUCUAUCGGGAAGGGGCACUGAAAUUCAUUUUCUGUGCGACUGUAUUUACGCCUUUCCUGGCAUACAAUGAGAUAGUAGAUCGCGAAGUUGACUUGAAUGACCUGAAGGUAAAUUUCAUUACUGUGUGUCAACCUCCUUUCAACAUUAACGGUGCACAAAUUACCUGAAAGUAAGAAAUGUUCAAUAGUUCAAAAUCAAUAAUGAAUCUUGAAUGAGCAACCGGCAGUUACUUCUUCAAUCAGCAGGAGCAUAAUUUUUGGCUGAUUGUUCUCAUUUUAUGUUAAAAUUACUUAUUAGCGCUUGAAAUACGGACCAAAUGUGAGCAGACAGCACGAAGACAGUCCUUAAACUUUAUUUUAUGAGUGAAUGAUAGCAUAUAUAAGUAUGCCGUGAAGAUGAAAGACAUCAUAAGCCGACGAUUGCUUUAGUUGUAAUUUGUUGACUAGAUAUCUCACUUCACAAUCAACAAGUAUUACGCAAGUAGUACAACAAUAAUCGCUGACGAAUCCACACGUUUUUUUUCUUUUAAAUCUCAUAAGCCUCUGGGAGCUCUAGUGGGUUGCCAUCCUUAUGACGAUAUAAAACCCUAGCAAGCCCUCUGUGUCUCCCUUGCACACUCAUACGCGCAAAGAAAAGGUGUGCCUUCCGCUCCUAAAUAAAACAAGAAUUUUAUAUCUCUCGAAUUUUAGGAACGCAGCUCACCUGAGUUGCGUGAGGCCUAUGUAAUAACGAAGACACAUUGAUGUGCUGGCAAUCUACCAAUGAUACUUGCUGAUUAUGAGGUGCAAUAUCUAGACGCCAGAUCGUUGUUGAAGCGUUCACGUUACCUCACUUGACCAAUGAGAUUGUGUUCUCUUUAUUUGACUGUAGAGUCACGGCCUCCCAGUUGCGCCAUAGGUGGAGCCAUCCCUAGAGUUUCCUAAAUAUACACUAGAUGAAACUGUGACGCUAGUGUCUAUGGGAGCUGCGACGCAUAUCUAUCGCGCUUCAGAGAGCAUGGGAAUUAUGAAUACGACAUGGAUUUGCCUAGUCUUCGUACUUUAUGUUUGUUUUGGCUUCGCAUAGCUUCAAGCUACUUUGUCAUGAAACAACCAUCGGCAAAUGUUCGGCAAUUGCACUUGACUACCUUAACCUAUAAGGCUUACCACUUGAAAUCGGGUCACGAUGUGAUAAACGGAUUGUUUUUUUUUCUUUGAAACAAAAUCGAAACACAGCAAUAAACAAAGCCACAAAUGCGUUCGCCACCCUAAAACACGAAGUCUGGGCAAAUCUAAGUCAUGCCCAUAAUUGCCGUGGUCGCUAGACGAUUGCAGCGCUAGUGUUCCUUCUAGGUAACUUUUAAGAAACUCUAUGGAACCACCGACUUGAUGGGGAGCCUUAGGGCUACCUUCAUCGUUCUCCCCAGGUCAAUUCUAUAAAUUGCUCAUCAUGUCAUGUCAUAUACGCCAUGUUUCAUUCAAUAAUAUUCAUUUGUGAAUAUGCGCUCGUGUUGGCUUCUACUCUUCCGUUGUCCGUGUUUCUAAAGGAGUUGAUUGAUCAGCAUAACCCUGUAUUUAUGGCACCACGUGUUUAAAAGCGUGGAGGUGUCUCAAAACAUCCACUGAAUAGAAUUCAGGGCUCCUUCUGAGCACAAUAAUUCUGAAAAUGAGCAAUCUCCCUGCCACAAUGAUCAAUCAAGCCGGAAAACGUCAUGACCGAUCGCCAACAACACCACGUCAUCAUUCCUCACUUUGUCGCGCCCUGUUUGUAGAACGCUGAUAAAAUGUUCGCAUUCCAUGCCCGUGCAGUGACGACGACUGUUCGUGUGUGUCAAUCAAAUUGGUGCGACUCCAUCACCGGGUUUAAUACAGCGAUGGCUCAGCGUGAACUGGACGCUGCCGAAUUACCAGACGUAAUACCGCGACACGUGGGCACCGAUCGAACAAAGGAAACCAUAAACAACACAAGAGGCAUCAUUACCCACCAUUCCAGCAUGGCCCGUAGUUGCUAGUAGUUGAAGAGUUACGUGUCGUUGCGACUAUUUUGUAGGUGGUGAAAGUGUGGUGAAGGUGUUGGCAGUGUACUGGUGAAACCGUGCACUUUCUGCAGCGACGAAGGGGCAGCUCAUCUCAACGUAGUGCAUUUCUCACUGUGUUUACUAAAGCGUCCAGUGGUGGCUUUAUGUGGACUGUACAUGUGCAAUGGAAGAAAAAGAAAAAAAAAGAUGACCAUCUCGCAAA